Messenger RNA from Sycon ciliatum, 1710 nucleotides. Its product is annotated as protein Wnt-11b-2-like. NCBI's taxonomy places the organism in Eukaryota, Metazoa, Porifera, Calcarea, Leucosolenida, Sycettidae. The coding region runs from base 79 to 1215 and encodes 378 amino acids. The record is from RefSeq and is a predicted model, not a curated record. Gene Ontology annotation, cellular component: extracellular region. Gene Ontology annotation, biological process: multicellular organism development; neuron differentiation; canonical Wnt signaling pathway. Gene Ontology annotation, molecular function: frizzled binding; cytokine activity. The transcript has 4 exons.
UAUUAGAUAGAAACCUGGCAUGGGAGCCUCCAGUUGGGAACCCGCACCACUCAUGAGGGGUCCACAUUUGCCAGGAUCAUGAGGCAGCAGGCAAACAGGAGCAGCUGUAGAGAGGGGGGAUGUGUGCUGACUGUGACCCUUCCUCUCCUGAUACUGGCCAGUGUGUGCAGCAGGUCAGCCGUGGCGUCGAUAUUCUGGAAGCAGAUCUAUGAGGGCUCAAGUCAGGCCUGGCAGAAUGGACGCUGCGAUCCUGAAUUGGAAGUCUCCCAGCAGUCACAACACUGUAUUCUCUCACACCCGUUGUUGAAACCAGUCCUGCGGGAAUCCUUGAGGAUCGGCAUCGACUUGUGCAAGCUGAGAUUUCGGGGCAAGAGAUUCAACUGCUCUAUCAACCCAAGCACUCCGUUUCUGUUCGGAAAGGGCAUUUCAAAAGGAUCUCACCGCGAAAGCGCCUUCAUCCACGCUUUGAUUUCCGCCUCGGUUACCCACGGCGUGGCGCGUGCCUGCAGCGCUGGUCGCCUGGGCAGGCUAUGCACGUGCGCAGUCGGCGGGCUCAGCGUCAGCCGGGAUGAUCCCAGCGGCACGCAGGGACGCAGCAGUGCCGCUUUCGACUGGGCGUGGUCUAGAUGCGGCGACGACACCGAUUACGGCGUGCGGAUUGCAAAGGCGCUGGCCAGCAAACCCCGGGAAUCCUCGUCGCGAAGAAAGCGACUGCACCAUCACAACUACGUGGCCGGUUAUCAAGUGCCAGUGGAGAUGGAGCAAGUGAUAUGUUCCUGCUACGGACACAGUGGUUCUUGCACGCAGAAGUUCUGUCACGUGAAGCAGCAGCGAGCAAGAACAGUGUCCCUCAGGUUGAUGAAGCAGUACUCGAGGGCUACACUGGUCCAGGUCAGGAGAAGGUCCAGUGGUGGCUGGAGAUUAAAGGAAGUGGACGGCGGAAAGCCGUCUAAGAACUCACUCGUCUACAGCACCCCAUCGCCAGACUAUUGUCAGCCUGACGUAGCAUUGGGUUAUCCAGGCACUAAAGAUCGAGAGUGCACCAAUGACUCAUCGGAUGAUGAGGAGAGCUGUAGUAAGUUGUGCUGUGGUCGAGGCUUCAGUGCAAGAACAUACGUGAAGAUGGUGAACUGCCAUUGCACGAGAAGGAGAUUUCCCUGGCCAGUGCGGUGUCAGAGUUGCCGCGAAGAGGAACUAAGAUAUUUCUGCAAGUAGCUAGUGCACGCUGACAUGGUUGAUGAUACGUUGACAUAAUAUUCACAUUGUGAUGCGCGACGAGCGGUCUAUAUUCUUUAUCACUAAAAGUGCAUAGUCUAUGUUGAAAUCUAUUCGCUGAUCGCGGGCUGAUUGCCGUGCUGCGGCUAUUUGGCAUAUUUCCAGAGUUUUAUCCAGGGCUUGUAAUUCAUUGAGGUAUUUUCGGAUCAGUUUUUCCAUAGUUAGUAGCCCGCUUUGGUAAGAUACUUGAAACCAAUCUCAUUUUUUAUGACAUUAUUAUUAUGUUCCACUUCAUGGACAGCUAUUUAUUCUUGAUCAAAGACCCGAAUAUAUAUUGCCUAUGUCCAUCAGGAGAAUUAUUCUGAACGUGGUUUGCAUGGUGAUGUGAUUCUCAUUGUCAGUGCUAUGUAUUCAUAAUUGUUGCGACUGUAGUGUGCGUUCCGCGCAUCCCUUUCAAAUUUCUGAAGUAAGUUAUUGAAUCCUAGCUAAGAUCAA